CUCGGAGGCGCAGAGCCGCCACUCGCCACUCCGUCGCCGUAGUAACGGAGAUACGGAGCAGCAGGUCACCUCAACGCUGCGGCCGGACGGAUAACAAAAAAAAACCAAACCAAGCGACAAAACUGGGGGAGUAAACGCCGCCCGCUGCGCGUGACAUUGCUGGAUGUGUAUUUGUGUUGACUGGAAGUCGCUUGGAUCUAGAACAGACACCGGAGCGGGAUAGUAGACUACGGACCCCUCGGGACGCCGAGGAACGAAAAUAACUUUUAAAUUGUAUUAUUUGUGCUUUAAUCCGCAAAGAAAAUUGCUAUUUCUUUCUGGGUCGACCGCGCAACAGCGGAGCGCGCACAAGUCGCGUUGAGCUGCGGAGUUCCGGGAGGACACCAGAGAAGCGGCGGCUCGGCGGCCACCUGACCUCCUGGAAAACGAGACCGCAGCGAAUGACACGCAGGCUGAGAUCCGCCCGGUGCUCGUCACUAAGCCCUCUGGCGGAGCGGCACGAGUUGUUCGCGGGGCUGUUGCAUGUCCAGUAUUGACGCACCCUAUCGCGGGGGAAGUUUUGUCGAAUCCAAUUACUGAUAUCCAAAUCGUGGUAAGUGGUAAUUAAUCUGUGCUAACUGUGAAAUCGAACCGGCUGGACAUAAUUGCACGUUAAAAGUUCCACCCUUUCGUCAUCGCGCUAUCCAUCAAAUCGCUAGUAUCACGCGCAUCGUUUGACCGAAGCAGCCAAGCAUGGAUACAACCGGUGUGCACGUCCUCCGGCGAGCGCGAUGCCAAUCGCCGGUCUGAUCCCGCGCGAUGCCAGCACUCUAACCCGCAUCGGCGUGGCGCCGUGUCCCGGUCACACCGCCGGGAUGAGCAGCACCGACCUGGAGCGCAUGUCGCUCAGCUCCUCGGCCAACUCGGUGGCCUCCAGCGCGCGGACGUUGUCGGCCAACGUGAGGAAGCUGCACAACGCACUAAACCUCCUGCUCAGCGACUUUGAGAGGGAGCAGUUCAUCCACUGCCUCAACGUGUACCACUCCAAACGCAACGUGUACGACCUGGUUCAGACCCUCAACGUCAUCCUCAACGCGCCCAGCAAGCGGCAACUUCUGCCCAUGCUGCGGCUGGUCAUCCCUCGCUCCGACCAGCUCCUCUUCGAGCAGUACACCUCGGAGGGCCUCUACUUAAAGUCGGAUUUAGUUGCAUCGAGCAACGGCGACGCCGAACCCCCGCCGGGCGACUUCCCCGGCGCCAGCCCGACUCCCUCGAGGCAUUUUUCACCCAACAACCGGCCCGAGUUUCAGGUGGCGCUGCGUGGCUCGCCGGACAGCUUCAGCACCAGCAGCGACGGGACAGCUCCCCUGGUGCCGCUGCUCGGGAGGAACUUUGUCCACGAGCCGCCGGGCGAGAUACGACAGGUCACCAUGAAGCGACACAAGAGCAACGAAGGCCUGGGCUUCAGCAUCCGCGGGGGCUCGGAGCACGGGGUCGGCAUCUACGUGUCCCUGGUGGAGCCCGGCAGCCUGGCGGAGAAGGAGGGUCUGCGCAUCGGUGACCAAAUCAUGAAAGUCAACGACAAAGUCUUCGAGAACGUCACGCACGCCGAAGCGGUGAAGGUGCUGAAGGGCAGUAAAAAGCUUUGCCUCUCUGUGCGUUCAGUCGGGCGGAUUCCAGGGGGCUAUGUCACCAACCAUGUUUAUACCUGGGUGGACCCUCAUGGUCGGAGCGUGUCCCCUCCUCCUGACCUGCCCGAGCAUCGCAGCGCCACGCUGAGAAGAACUGACAGCCAGCGACGCAGCAACAUCCAGCUGCUGCAGGAGGGAGACGAGAAGAAGGUCAACCUGGUGUUGGACGACGGCCGCUCCCUGGGUCUCAUGAUACGAGGGGGAGCAGAAUAUGCCCUGGGGAUUUACAUCACCGGAGUGGACCAGGGAUCAGCUGCAGAGUGCGGAGGACUCAAGGUGGGCGACCAGAUCUUGGAGGUGAACGGCCGCAGCUUUCUGAGCGUCCCGCACGACGACGCCGUCCGGGUCCUGAAGUCGUCGCAGCACCUGAUGAUGACGGUGAAAGACGUGGGCCGCCUGCCGCACGCCAGGACGGUGGUGGGCGAGACCAAGUGGAUCGCCAGCUCGCAGAUCGGAGAGAGCUCCGCCGAUAGCAGCGUGGCGGGCUUCUCGGUGGACAAAGGAGCCUCUGCAGCAGGAAAGCCUGGCUUUUACAAAGGCGUGGCGGGUUCACAGGUGACCCUGUCCAGCCUGGUGAACCAGUCGCGGGCCAUGCUGGAGGAGCAGGCGCGCCACUUGCUGACGGAGGCCGAGCGCCAGACCAUGGGCUACUACGUGGAGGAGUACCGGGACGGACACGUCGGGGUGGAGCAGCUGGUCGUGGCGCUGUUCGAGCUGCUCAACACGCACGCAAAGUUCUCUCUGCUGUCGGAGGUGCGUGGCCUGGUCACCCCACAGGACCUGGAACAGUUUGACGGACUUGUGCUGAGACGGGAAAUUCAGGCUCUAAAAGCGCGACAGGUGACGGCCGGAGCCACGGCGCUCAAACCGGACUCCAUGUCCAUGGUGUCGUACCCGGACACCCUGACGUCGUCUUCAGCCAGCUUCAUGACCAACACCACCCUCAGCUCCGCGCGGGAGGACGGUGUGGGGGAGGGUAAUGAGCACGGCCCCUCGGAGAGUCUGAACACGCUGCUGACCGACAUCUCUCUGGACGACGUACAGUCCACCACAGCUGAAUCCCCCCCCUCCUUCAAGCCUCCGCCCCCACCGGGGCUGCAGCGGCGCCCAACUAGACGAGAGCAGCUCAACAAACGCCCCUCGUCCGAGUCCUCCCACUCGGGCCUUUACUUCACAGCGCCGGCCUCUCGCGACCUCAGCCGAGAGCCGGCGCGCGGCCCGGCCUCGGCCUCCCCGCAGCGCGAGCGGGGAGGCGCCAAGGCCCCGCCCCGGGACUACGCCGUCAUCAGAAAGAGGAACCCCGCGGCGCCUUCCAAGAAGCCAGCGGCCGCUCAGUUGGCCACCGUCUCGCAGCACGACAUCGGCCCUUUCCCCCGGGUCCAGUCGCCCAACAGGGGCGCCAAGCCCGCCGCCCCUUCCCCGUCGCCGCCGCCUCCCCCUCCCCUCCCGGCUCCCCCACCGCCCCCCUGUCUUCCCUUUAGAGGGGCGUCCGUGUCCAAAGCCGCCCCCUCCUCCCCUGGUUCCAAACAGCAGUUUGUUACAGUGGAGGUUCACAGGCCCAACGCGGAGCCCGACUUCAACGAGGUGCGCCCGCUGCCCCCAGCUCGAGGUGGCGCCCUGUCUCAGCUGUCAGACAGCGGCCAGACCCUCAGUGAGGACAGCGGGGUGGACAUAGCUGAGUCAGGACACAUCAGCAAAGACAGCUGCGCCCACUCCUCACGCACACGCCACCCCCAAGACACCCAGGCGGGCGGGGGGGGAAACCCCUCCAAGCCGCCGGGCCUGUUGGAGCCCACCUCGACACUAGUGAGAGUGGCAAAGAGUGCCCCCACUCUGGGUAUUGCCGUUGAAGGUGGAGCCAACACCCGCCAGCCGCUGCCACGAAUUGUCACAAUACAGAGGGGGGGUUCAGCUCAUAACUGCGGCCAGCUGAAGGUCGGUCAGGUGAUCCUGGAGGUAAACGGGGUUUCCAUGAGGGGCCGCGAGCACAGGGACGCCGCACGCCUCAUCGCCGAGGCCUUCAAGAACAAAGAGAGGGACCACGUGGACUUCCUGGUGACCGAGUUCAAUGUGGCGCUAUAGCCGAGUGGAGGAGGAGAGAGGACGAUGACGGGGGCGGAGUCGAGGGAAGAGGCGUUUGACGGGAGGAGAGAAAAGAAGAAAUGGAAGCGUCUGUUGUUUUAAAUGGCACAACUCAUUGAAGUAGACACCAACGAACCCCCCAGCUGAUCUGAGCCCUCCUACCAACCCGCCCCUGAGUCUGGAUACAUGAAACGAAUCGUUGCUUCAGCGUGGACGUUGUUCAGGAUGCUCCUCAGUGUCUUCCCUCCCCACCGUGGGACCCUAUGCACUAAAAUGGAGUGUAGUAGUGAGACAUAUGCCGUUUUCCUUGCUCCCCUCCCUCAUAAAACUUGUGGAUUUACAACCAUUCAGAACGGGCUGGAACUGCUCGUAGCCCCGUGGUCCGUUGGGCUUAUUUAUCUUUUGCUUCUACCACGAGAGACAAAUGCACAUCCAAGACUGAUCCUCGCACCACUUUACAUGCUUGGAUUUGUAAAUGUAAAAAUGAACAAAUGUAGAUAGAGAUGCAUAUAUAGUGUACACAUAAAGAUAGUCCUAUAUAAAUUAUAAAACCCUUAACCUCUGUCGCAUCACUAUGUAGUGAUAUAUCUCAAAGAGGAUGCUCAUUCAGGCCACCCUGGUGAGGUGGGAGGUGGUGUGUUUUACAGUGAUGCUACCUGCCUGUCUGCGCAUUAACACCCUUUCACAAUAAGGAUAAUAGAAAUACACAUUACAUGAUCAUGUUGGUCUGAUCAGACAUAACAGAAAAUACUAUUCUGAUGGAUAUAUUCAUUUCCUUUCCAUUUCUCCCUGUGUAUCUGUAUCAUUUUACAUUAAGUUCACACCAAACUAUCAGUUUUUUUUUUAAGUUUCCCCAAGUCCACAACUAAACAAAAGCCUCUUAAUUUGCUCUACAGGACCAUUUUUGUGUGUCUUUAGAUUUGGCCAGUUUAGUGUGGAGGUUCUCUCAGACCGGAUCAAAUACUUCAAUUUAUUUUUCCCUUGGCUUUGCUCCUGCUCAUCUAAAAAACAAUUGAUCAUUUUGUUUAGUAAUUUCAUAGUUUUAAUUACAUUCACUCCAUUGGGGAGGGGGGGGGGGCUUGCCGCAAUUACGCUCAAGAUGAACGUAAUGAGACAUUUAGAGGACGACACUGCCAAAGAUUUAAGAAACCCUCCUCCUCCUCUUAUGUUCACACAGUGGAUGUGUGUGCACACGCACACAUUCCAUCCACUCACCGCAAAGCAAUUAGGAGAUAAGCAAUCAGGAGGCGUGAGAUAUUGAGCAGGAGGGAGAGGACCAGAGAGCGACAGAAGCAGCAGAUGAGACGGGACUGUUCCUGUGAUGAUUUGCUUCCUCUCAGGGAGGGACGUACAUCAAACAUCCUCCACGUGUCGCGCCAGAGGCCUGAGGCCUGAGGCCUGAGGCCUGAGGCUGCAGGUUGGAACACAAAGUAAUUUGACUAAUUCAUGUUCGGUGCGCCAGUGCGUUUUAAUGCAAGUGCCGUGUGUCUGUUUUAAGAAAACAUGGAUAAAACGAUGGAGGAGGGAAACAAUGAUGAAUGUAAAAGUCAUUAGAGGCGCUUGCUUUAUGAGACACGUGCGUGGAAGGGGGGCAGUCUGGGCUUUUUGGGCGAGAAAUUACUAUCGCACACCCCUGAAUCUUUGUGGUAAAAGCUAAGAGAGGAGAACAGCACCUUUAUCCCUGCUGUCUAUCUUCAAUGAAUCAAAAUACAUGCAUAUAAUGCCCAACUAUCAAAGAUGUAUAUAUAUUUUAAGAAUCUUUCAUUUCUCACUCUUAAGCGCAACCUUAUUUGUUUCUGUCAUUAAACCAUCUUGCUAAGUGUUUUUUUCCACAGCAGCUUAAAUUGAUUACUUCCUGCUGCACAAGAACAUAAACACAGUUAUGAGAUAUAGAUCACCUUGUAGAUUUAUCCUUUAAUUCUGAGUGGUUUGUGGCUCACCUGAUGACUGUUAGUUCAAUAGUUACCAGCUUUUUUACAAAUAUUUUUUAAUUUUGUGCGUGUGUGUGUGUGUGUGUGCGUGCGUGCACACAUUUUCACUAGGCCAUGAUUCAGGUGAAAACUGUUUUUUGGCAGGAUUUUUAUACAUUUUUGUAGCUUACGUUGUCCGUUAUUAAGUCAACAGCCUGAUGAAAAGCCACCGUAUUAAACUUAAUAUCUGAGGGGAAUGUGGAGAAGCUCGCAUUCAGACAAGUUAUUUUCUCUCUUAAUAUUUCAAAAGUUCACUUACAAAAAUAUGAACUGUAUGCAUAUCCAGGACUGGAUAGGAACAAUUUCUGGAACAGAUUCCCACUCACGCAAAAACACGUGUGUGUGUGUGUGUUAAUAUUUGGGAUUACCUCCCAAGUAAAUUUCUACAAACAAGGCAAGCUAUCAUUAAAUGAUGGAUUUACUUUAAGAGCCAAUAUCAAAAUAUUUGCUACUUUACCUGUAAUUCAGGAUAUAUUUGCAUGUGUGCAUAAAGCAUGCGUUGUUCUUAUUGUCAAAUUAGGACUGAAACAACAUGUUUGUCUCAAUACUUACUUCUCUGCACUUUACCUAAACAACAGUAAAUAGUGCUUUUUUGGCAAAUAUUUCCAGCUGCAAAUAAAUACAUUUAUGAGAAUAACUCGUAAGAAUGAAGUGAAAUUUGGAUAGUAUCAAACCAGUAUUAAAGGUUUACGGUUACAGAUGCAAUUUUCUUCUUUUUAAAUCACUUUAUCUGAGGUGAAUCUUGCGCAUGGGAAAUAUACAUAAAUUAAAAAGUGUCUCAGAGGAAGUCAAACGUGAAGAAUGUAUGACUAAAACCCUCCAGGGAAAGAAACCCGCCUGCUGUUUUAUUUUACCUUAUUUAUUCAUUUAAAUUGUCAUACAUGCUGCAGAAUCGCCCCAUCAUUCCAUCAUGGACCCAUCUUGUACACGUGUUGACAGCGGCUGGGUUUUCUCUUGGAUCUCAUUUAAAGGAGCAUCCAGGCUGGAGGGAUGAUGGAGGCGAGAGAUGGAAUCCGCUGACACGCUCAUUAAUCAGAGGCCAAGACAGAGAGGUGCUGGCCUUGGCUCCGACGGGACACCCGGUCAGCUCAGACACGGUCUUGUUGGCCGCGCUGUAGCCACGUGCAGCGGUUUGCUCUCCCCACCCCCCCCAAUCCUGAGCCCCUGCCUGCCUGCAAAGGUCAGACCCUUGAUGAUGUUGAUUUGUUUGACUGAGUGAGUGUGCCUCCUGCUUUAUUAGCUGCACAAGUUUUUUUUUAGUUGUUUUUUUUAAGUCGGUCUUGAUUUUCUUCCCCGCCCGCCGUGCUCUUGAUCCGCCUCCCUUUGCCUUUGUUUUCCUGUCACUCCGUCCUUCCCCCUGGCCUGCUUCCAGUCCACUUUAACCAGAGUGUUGUAAGAGUGCUAUUUAUACAGAAAGGGUGUUUAAUUUUUCAAUAAAGAUAACUGCA
Messenger RNA from Pungitius pungitius (ninespine stickleback), 7170 nucleotides. RefSeq names its product whirlin a (gene whrna). The coding region runs from base 771 to 3752 and encodes 993 amino acids. Gene Ontology annotation, cellular component: cilium; stereocilium tip; stereocilia ankle link complex. The record is from RefSeq and is a predicted model, not a curated record. Gene Ontology annotation, biological process: sensory perception of sound; auditory receptor cell stereocilium organization. The transcript has 12 exons. Gene Ontology annotation, molecular function: protein binding. NCBI's taxonomy places the organism in Eukaryota, Metazoa, Chordata, Actinopteri, Perciformes, Gasterosteidae.